Molecule: messenger RNA, 3117 nt
Organism: Cavia porcellus (domestic guinea pig)
Lineage: Eukaryota; Metazoa; Chordata; Mammalia; Rodentia; Caviidae
Gene: Irf8
Product: interferon regulatory factor 8
Exons: 10
Coding region: 61-1377 (438 amino acids)
Biological process (GO): immune system process; regulation of transcription by RNA polymerase II
Cellular component (GO): nucleus
Molecular function (GO): protein binding; RNA polymerase II cis-regulatory region sequence-specific DNA binding; DNA-binding transcription factor activity, RNA polymerase II-specific
Source: RefSeq, a predicted model, not a curated record
CUGGCGCUUGUGCCCCAGCCCGUGGCGCACUCGGGGAGCGGCGGGAGCGCGGCGGGCAGGAUGUGUGACCGGAAUGGCGGACGGCGGCUCCGGCAGUGGCUGAUCGAGCAGAUCGACAGCAGCAUGUACCCGGGGCUGAUUUGGGAAACCGAGGAGAAGAGCAUGUUCCGGAUCCCCUGGAAGCACGCCGGCAAGCAGGACUACAACCAGGAGGUGGACGCCUCCAUCUUCAAGCGGAAAAAGAUGCCAGUCUGGGUUCCCGGAAAUGCCUGGGCAGUUUUUAAAGGGAAGUUUAAAGAAGGGGACAAAGCUGAACCAGCCACUUGGAAGACGAGGUUACGCUGUGCCUUGAACAAGAGCCCAGAUUUUGAGGAAGUGACAGACCGAUCCCAGCUGGACAUUUCCGAGCCAUACAAAGUUUACAGAAUCGUCCCGGAGGAAGAACAAAAAUGCAAACUGGGCAUUGCGCCUGCCGGCUGCGUGAGUGAGGUGGUGGAGAUGGAGUGUGGCCGAGCCGAGGUGGACGACAUGAUCAAGGAGCCUCCUGUGGAUGAUUAUAUGGGGAUGAUCAAGCGGAGCCCGUCCCCGCCGGAGGCCUGCAGAAGCCAGCUCCUCCCAGACUGGUGGGUGCCCCAGCCCGGCAGCACAGGCUUGCCACUGGUGACCGGGUACCCUGCCUAUGAUCCGCACCAGGCAGCUUUCUCCCAGAUGGUGAUCAGCUUCUACUAUGGAGGCAAGCUGGUGGGCCAGGCCACCACCACCUGUCCCGAGGGCUGUCGCCUGGCCCUGGGCCCGCCGGGGCUGCCCAGUACCAAGCUGUAUGGGCCCGAGGGCCUGGAGCUGGUCCGAUUCCCGCCAGCCGACACCAUCCCCAGCGAGCGGCAGAGGCAGGUGACACGGAAGCUGUUCGGGCACCUGGAGCGGGGCGUGCUCCUGCACAGCAGCCGCCAGGGUGUGUUCGUCAAGCGGCUGUGCCAGGGCCGCGUGUUCUACAGCGGCAACGCCGUGGUGUGCAAAGGCAAGCCCAACAAGCUGGAGCGCGACGAGGUGGUGCAGGUCUUCGACACCAGCCAGUUCUUCCAAGAGCUGCAGCAGUUCUAUGGCAGCCAGAGCCGCCUGCCAGACAGCAGGGUGGUGCUGUGCUUCGGGGAGGAGUUCCCGGACAUGGCACCCUUGCGCUCCAAGCUCAUCCUGGUGCAGGUGGAGCAGCUGUACGUCAGGCAGCUGGUGGAAGACUCAGGGAAGAGCUGCGGAACUGGCUCCGUGCUGCCGGUGCCCGAGGAGCCCCAGCUGGACCCAGCCUUCCGGAUGUUCUCUGAGAUUUGUUCCUCACACCAGAGACCCUUUUUCAGAGAAAACCAGCAGAUCACUGUCUAAGUGGUGUUGCUCCCCGCGCCCCCACCCCGCCCGUGGCUCAGUGGUCACAGUGACAGUGGCAGCAUGGAUGCUCUGGUUGGGUGGUGAUGGCCACGUGGCCUGAGGAGCCUGCAUUGGGUGCAGUCGGGCCCGAGUUCUGCUCGUGCAGGAGGUGGGAACUUCUGGGAUGUGUCCUGGACCCUGUAAUUACAACCCGAGAUUAAAAACUGUAUUUUCUGCAUUUUUCUUUAAUUAUCCUUAGUUGCUAUGAUUCAUUCUGCAUUUGGGGUUAAGUGACAUUUCUAAAGUUAAGGAAUGUGGUGUGUGGAGUCAGCUUGGGAGGGCAGGCUUCUUUCUGUCCUCGGGUCUCGUUAGGGAUGUGGGUUGAUGGCUUCUUGUGUUCUCGUCUGUGUGGAGCAGAGAAGCUCUUACUUCUGAGCUCUCUGAUGAGUUUUCUCGGUGUUUAGCUCCAGGCCUCCUGUUCAGGGGUGAAAGCUGAAACCCGGGUGUUCUCAUGGGAGAGCUCCCUGCUUCCUGGAAUUUGGUGCCAGGACAGGGCCUGUCCGCAGGCACGCACGCGCCUUUGGGUGUCUGGGUUUCAGAUAAGGCAGACUUUUCCUUUGGGGUUUUAGUACCUGAAAUCUGAGAGCUAAAUGUAUUAUUUUUAUUUUUGUAAUUAAAUAAUUCCAGGUUCCUUUCCCUUUUCUUUCUGGAUGGUUUUAAAAAUUAUUUGUACUUUUAAUCGCCUGCUCUUACCUGUUCUACUGUAAACUGCUUUGAAUCUCCCGCACUUUAAAGCCUGCCGGAUGCAAACCUCGAGUCUCGAAUGUGCCUGGGAGCUGUGGGAGCAUUUUGCAUAUGUUCAGCUGAUUCCGUCCUCUGCUGCUUGGCUGCCACCCUGUACCUGGGCCCUUGUCUGGGGCGGCCUGGGGGUGUGGCAGGGGCCGUCUGUCUACUCUUUGGGGCUUCCCAGCCCUACUCCAGCCAGUGGUGGCAGGGGAGAAGCCUGCCAGAGCUCCAGCUCUGCCCUGCUGGAGCUCAGCCUGCAGGUGGAAUGCGUCUCCUACCUGGGACAGUGGGGUGGGCAGCUGAUCGCAGGCCAGGAGCUGAAGGCUUGGAGGCUUGGCUUCAUGCCUGGGCCGUUCACUGUCACCCCUGUGACCCUCCAGCUAAUGCAUCUCCAAAACCACUCCCAAUAUGUGCAUUGUAAGAAAGUACUUGAACGUGCUGUCUAAAAACACCCUGUAUUUUAUCAGCUCAAGGCUGCUCCUUGAUGUCUGUGUCCUGUGCGUCCAAGGGCUGCACGGGUGUUGGGGACCUGCUUGUUGCAGCUGUGAGACUUGGGGCCACUGUGGGAGUAGAUGCCAAGUAGACCUGGGCUUGGGGAGGGUCCCCCUUCACUCUGUUCUGGGGCAUAGGACCAGGGCCCCUUUGUGUGACCCUGCCUGGAUCCCCGCACGAUGCAUCUAGAGUCGCACGGUGGGAGGUCAGGGGUCUGGGACUCGGGAGACCCCUGGCAGAGUCUUGACUCAAAAUCUGAAGAGCCAGAGCUCGCUGGGGCAGCCCCCUGCCCCGAGGUGGGGAGCACGUCUGAGGGGCGACCGACAUCUGUGGAGGUGUUUGUGAGCUGAGUGGACGGGCUGGGCUCCGCUCCAGUGUGAACGCAUGUGUCUUUGAUAUGCAGAAUGAAUAUUUAUUUUUGUAUUGUUUAAAAACUGUAUUGAUCUUAUUCUUUAUGGAAAUAAAAUGCUCUUUUAUAAA